Molecule: messenger RNA, 1174 nt
Organism: Homalodisca vitripennis (glassy-winged sharpshooter)
Lineage: Eukaryota; Metazoa; Arthropoda; Insecta; Hemiptera; Cicadellidae
Gene: Polr3F
Product: DNA-directed RNA polymerase III subunit RPC6
Exons: 7
Coding region: 170-1093 (307 amino acids)
Biological process (GO): transcription by RNA polymerase III
Cellular component (GO): RNA polymerase III complex
Source: RefSeq, a predicted model, not a curated record
UCGCAUUUGGUAACACUGAGUUCACAACAGUAACAGCACUACAGCAGUGCAGGUUAUUGUAUUUAGGUUAAAAGUUGUUCCUGUUAUUGUUGUUGUGUUGUGAAGUUGAUGCCCGGAAGAAAUAAAAAAAGAUUUAGUGGUCUAUUUGUACAGCAACUGAUACACCAAAAUGUCAACUGUAGAGGAACCAAUUGAAUCAAAGGAUUUAGGCUAUGAGCAAAGAAUAAUCAGCCUUAUACAAGGGGCAGGGUCCAAGGGAGUCAGUGAUGGAGACAUACAGAAGGAGUUGCCCGUGUUGACGGCAGAACAGAGGGUUUCCAUAGUCAACAAGCUGAUUGCACAGGGGCUGCUGGAUUUGUUCAAUUCAAGCAGUGGACUGGUCUAUAAGAUAAAAGCAGCGAGCAGCACAUCCUCUGAGAAACUGAAAGGAGCAGACAAUGAGGAGCGGGUAGUGUAUAACAUCAUCGAGGAGGCAGGAAGCAAGGGUAUUUGGAUACGUGACAUUCGCUUCAAGAGCAACCUUAUAAUGACCACUCUCGGCAAGAUACUCAAGCAACUUGAAGGCAAGAAGAUGAUCAAAGCUGUCAAGUCUGUAGCUGCCAGCAAGAAGAAGGUCUACAUGUUGUACAACCUAGAGCCUGAUCGCUCACUGACUGGAGGGGCGUGGUACUGCGACCAGGACUUUGAAGCAGAAUUUGUAGACGUCCUGAACCAGCAGUGCUACCGGUAUCUGCAGCAGCGCAAGGAGAAGACAAUCCCAGUGGCGGCCAAGAGUGGACCUCUUGUUGCUCAGACCAUGGCUUAUGCCACCAGCAAGGAUGUUUGGAAGUUUAUCACAGAACUGGGCAUCAGCAAGGUACAACUAUCAGAAGAUGAUAUCCGGACAAUACUGGACACACUGUUGUACGAUGGGAAGGUGGAGAGGAUACUGAAUGUAACUGGGGAGUAUCUCUACCAGGCCAUGGAGUCAUAUCUCCCACCUCCGGGAAUAGUUCGAAUGCCAUGUGGAAUAUGUCCGGUAAUGCGGAACUGCAGUGAAAUAGGUGCUGUGAACCCAACUAAAUGUACUUAUCUUAGUGAAUGGCUAUCAUAGCCUAGAUUGUUAUUUAUUACAAAGUUUGUUGUUUAUAUUAUUUUUUACUUUUGUUAUUUUGUAAAUAAAAGUAUACAUAAA